CUUCGGGUUGCAAAGGUGAGAGCCGCUCGCCCACCUUGGCUCGGCUUCGCGCGGAGCGGCGGGUCCCCACGCGCCUCCCCUCGCGCGCGCUCGCUCGCCCCCAUGCAGACGCGCGCACGGGGGGGCGAGCAGGAGCCGCCGAAGAUGGCAAUGUCUGUGAUACAAGCGUGCCGCAGCCUGGCUCUUUCAACAUGGCUGCUUUCCUUUUGUUUCGUGCAUCUGCUCUGCCUGGAUUUCACCGUGGCCGAAAAAGAAGAAUGGUACACGGCCUUCGUGAACAUCACUUAUCCAGAUCCCGGCGUCGGCGCCGGCGCCGGCAGUGAGCUGCGUAGCGAAAAAACGGAGUGUGGCCGCUACGGGGAACAUUCGCCCAAAAACGAGGUCUGGGGGCAGGUGGUGAUGACCUCGGCGACCGCUGACAGGCAAGCUUGCGACCCCAACGCUAGGUUCGCCGUGCCGGGCCCCGGCAAGCUCUGGAUCGCCCUUGUCCCUAUAGGGAAUUGUAGUUGCAAGGAGAAGAUUCGGCACGCCGCCUCCCAAAACGCCUCAGCCGUGGUCAUCUACAACUUCGGCUCCAGCAACACCAACGAGACGUUUACGAUGCCCCCCUCAGGUAUUGAUGAUGUUGUGGCGAUCAUGAUCCCUGAGCCAAAGGGAAAAGAAAUAGUAAGCCUACUGGAGCGGAAUAUUACUGUAAUGAUGCACAUAACGGUGGGAACCCGUAACCUGCAGAAGUACGUUAGUCGUACUUCUGUGGUGUUUGUAUCCAUCUCCUUCAUUGUGCUGAUGAUCAUCUCUUUAGCAUGGCUGGUCUUCUACUACAUUCAGAGGUUCAGAUAUGCAAAUGCCAGAGACAGGAAUCAGCGCCGUCUUGGAGAUGCUGCAAAGAAAGCAAUCAGCAAACUCCAAGUCAGAACAAUAAGGAAAGGAGAUAAGGAAACUGAGUCUGAUUUUGACAACUGUGCAGUAUGUAUUGAGGGUUACAAACCAAAUGAUGUUGUAAGGAUCUUACCUUGCCGGCAUCUAUUUCACAAAUCUUGUGUAGAUCCCUGGCUCCUAGAUCAUCGUACCUGUCCUAUGUGUAAAAUGAACAUAUUAAAAGCACUAGGGAUUCCGCCUAAUGCAGAUUGCAUGGAUGACAUCCCUCCUGAUUUUGAAGCAUCUAUAGGAGGGCCCCCAACCAAUCAGAUUACAGGAGCUAGUGAUAUCACUGUGAAUGAAAGCUCCAUAGCAGUGGAUACUCCUAUCCGGACAGUUGGAAUAUUACAAGUUAUUCAGGAUGCAGAUCCUGCUCCACAGGCUGUGGAAAGUAACAUUACCACAAGCAGUGAGCAAGAACCAGCAGUAAGUAGUGAUUCAGAUAUUUCAUUGAUUAUGGCAAUGGAGGUUGGACUCUCUGAUGUGGAGCUUUCCACUGACCAAGACUGCGAGGAGGUGAAAUCCUGAAAAAAAAGGAAACCAUCGAAACAUCCUUCUACUAAACUAACAGGCAGUAGCAGGAAGAAGAAAUCCAUUGUGAUACACACAAUUAUCGAUAUACAUAUGUGCACGUAUGUAAGAUUUGGGUCAGUUGUAUAUACAUGAAUACCCAUAUACACACAUGCACAUAUGUAACUGUAUGACCUGCAAAGGCAUCCAGAACGUUAUGCGAACUCCAGUUAAUUCCAUUCUGGGAUGGUCAUGAAAAGCAAUAGUUACAGAUGUGUCUGCCUGGAUGCAGUUUCAUUAUCAAUUACAUUUGAUCAUUUCAUUGAAAAUGGAAGUUGAAAAAUGUAUUGUUCUAAUCCAUGUGCCAGAAGAAUAUGCCCUUGCUUGGUGGCUUAGAACCAUAUAACUGAAAUGAAGUCCUCUCCCCCCCCCACACACACCUUUGUUUUUGUUUUUUAAAGAAAAGAAAGAAAAGGGAUACCAUAAGAGGAUUAUAGCUGACAUUGAUGAACAUUAUUUUUCUUCCUUCUCAAUAACCCAAGCUUAUUCAAGUAUUCAGUUCAGAGAUCUGAACAUUAUGGUGGGUCACAAAAAUGUAUGAAUGCCAGGCAUUUUCUACAUGAAGAAAGCAUGGCUUCAGGAAGAAAUGGUGCUUCCAACUUUGACUUGAUUUGAAGACUCUUUUUAUUAAGAUAUUAUUGGCCCUUGGAGAUCUAUGCUUCCAGGGUCUUCCAGACAGGAGAACAGAGACUGGCUUGAUUGAGGUUGGCAAAUUGCUAUUUAAUCCUACUGGGUCCCACUCUGAGCUUUAGGACGUUGAUGUAUGAGUGUGAGAAGAAGCGUGAAGACAACAAUCAGAAUGAAAUUAAAGGUCAACCAAUAUAUGUGGUCCUUUGUACCACUAUAUACUCUUCAUGCCUUAAUGGCUUUCAUGGUGAUUGAUUUUGAAAUUAGAUUUACUUUUAAAACAAAGCUUUCCCAAGAACUUUCUGACCUAUGAGUGAAUGGAAUGUAUUGAUAUUGUUUGCGGUUAGAUGGAAAGAAAAUAAAAAUGUUGUAGGAAGGCAGCAGGGGUAUGGUAGUUUACAGUAGUUACCAAUGGACUGAUUGUUUAUCCUACAAGGUAUACCUUGAAAAUCACUUUACCCCUCAAAACACAUUAUUAGUUACUCUUGAUUUUACAAGUGAAAGUUUUCCAAGCUUCCAAGGAACAUUUCAACAAUUGUGGGAAAGGAUAUUCAGACACAGCCUCAUCUUUAUUUAACUACAUUUUAACAUGAUUGGAUAAAUAACCAGUAAUCCAAUUCAGGGAGAUCAUUCCUAGAAAAGAAUAAAAUUGUACUAAGAAUGAACUGCUUUCCUAAAUACCUGUUAAUCAAAUUGAUUGUACUGCAUUUAAAUUCACCUUAAAAUUAUUCAGAAAGUCUCAGGCAUUUUUCUUAUGAUGUGUGAAAAUAUGCUACAAACACCUUUUAUUGUUGUUUAUGCUCCUGAUGGGAGUAUGUAGGCUAAACCUGGAUAACUUUAGAAGUAAAUCAAAAGGUGGUUAUUUGUAAUCUUAUUUCUGAAUCACAAUUUAAAACUGAAACGUUCAAAACCAAAUUCACUAAGAGUUGUGUGUUUUUCCCUAAUUUAUGUUGAAAAUAAGUGCCAUUAGCUGCUGGAAUUUAAGUGAUUUUGUUUUAUCUAUUGCUUAAUGGGGUGUGCUAUUUAUGCAAAAGAGCAAUUUGUAUUUUAAUCAAAGUACUUAAGAAGGACUUUUCAUCUUAUUUUAUGUCACAAAAGGUUAAGCUAAUACUUCUGACAAUAAAAAUAAUAAUUUCAAUCACAGUAGAUAAACAGAGGUAACAGAGUCACUUGUACUUAUAAACUGAAUAGACACAGACUGUUUUUUCUUCCUGUAGUAGAAGAGUACCCUAAGAAUUUAUCCAUAGGUGAGCAAAAAGUAGAUCUAGAUCUACUUAAUGGAUCCUGAAUCAUAUCAGUAACUACUCUUAAUAACUGUAUAAUGACAGUAGCCACAAAAGGUCCUCCCCAUCUUAGAUUGUCAUUUGAUCGAAGUUUUGCUUCUUUAUCAGAAGACUAUGCAUUAUUACAGCCUGGUCCAAUAGUUGAGCUUUUAGUGCCAUAUGUCUCUAAAUCUCAAUGUCUGACUUCUGUAUCCAGCUGGUGAAUCCAAAGGCAGAAAUAAUGGCAGUAUUAAAUCCUUGAAAACAGAGAUUUGCUAACUUCUGAAAUUAGCCCAUGUACUCUCUUGUUACUCUUCAGUUUUCCCCACUCUCUGCUGUUAGUUUCCUAAUUUGCUAUUCUAUGAUACUGAAACUGAACAAUGAAAUAAUGACCAAGCUUUGUAUUCAGCAUGAUAUAUCAUGUUCCACAAAAAUUGGAAAUAUUUUAGUCAAAUGUCAUCAUUAAUGCCAUUUCUUCCUAUCCCAGAACACUUUUGGAUAUUUUGCGAAACACCACCUGGGACAGUGCUAAGGUCUGGCAUUCAAUCCAAAAGUGGAAAACAUUGAAGAUAUCUUCUGCUUCCAUCUUUCUUUGUUUGGGAUGGAGAUAAAAAUAUGAAAUCUAAUUUUGGUCCUGUGAAUAUGCAACUAGAAAGUGAGUGUACCUGGGAAAGACAGUUAUUUACAUUGUAUCAAGGUUUGCUGUUGCAUCUGAUUUAUUAUAAGCACUGAAAUGGCAAUUUUGAAAGCAGAUUGGUCAUUUAAGACCAUUACCUUCAACAAAAGAUCACUGAGAAAGAUCAGUCUGCCCCAUCUCCAUGAAGCUUAAUGAGGUAUCUCCCCGGAACUGAUGCAAUUCCAUUUGACUCUGAAAUAACAAAGGAACUAGAAAUAUUAGUACUCUGUUUUUUGCUAUUUGAUUCAAAUUGGGGAAAAUUAAACCUUCCUCUACUAAUACAAAAAGAAUAUUUAACAAGUAUAACUUGUGCUGCCAUAUAUUGUUAACUGUGCCUGUGAAAACUUACCUGUCAGAUUAUAAGGAUGUAGUUGUUUUAAUAUUGAACAGUGAGGCUACUCACUUUUCCAGUAUAUUCUUGUCUAAAAAUGUAAGGUGCCCCGUCUUCAAUUCAAUUCAUUUCCAUGACAUGUGAGAUACUAUAUUAAUUACUGGUAGUCAGGGGCAAAAGAUAGUCUGAUUCUUGUAGGGCCAGCUUUCUUUACUACAUGGCCAUGUCCAGCGUUAUGUUACCUACAGUGUUGCAGUAAAGAUGCAGUAAAUAUGCUUAUUUUGCUAUUCUUGGUUGUUGACAUGUUAAACCAUGUUGUCCAUCUGCAUGCAGCCCAUCUGCAAAGUUGGGUUAUGAUAAUCAAAAGUAAUAUUAGCUUGUAAUCUGUCCCUAAGUCUGCCUGUGCUUCUUCUUUCUCACUACAACCAUUUCUAUGUUAUUUGAAGGGAAAAAAACACUAAUGACAUAUUAUUUUAAGCCAUAAAAGCCAUUAUGGCCCAUAUACUGGUGGUAGAUAUGUAGGUGGUCAGUGAACAGCAUAUGUGAUUUUGCACUAAGUCUGAUUGUUUUUCUUUUCCAAUGUAACAAAAUAGGGAAAGUAUUUAGUACUCUAAGGAAGCCAAUUAGGUGCAGUGGUUUAAGGCAUCAAAACCCGCUGAAUGACUUUGGGCUAGUCAGUUUCUCUCAGUUCUGAGAAGGAGGUAAUGGUGAAGCAUCUCUGAAAAACUUUGUUAGGAAAACUGCAGGGACUUACCCAGGCUGUAUCCAAGAAUUGGGCAUGAAUGAAUGGAAGAAAAUAUGUGUAAUUGGGAAAUCCCAAUAUUGUGGUCUAUUUUAGGAAGGUGUUUUCUCUCUUUAAUUUAGACUAGCAGUAUUCAACUACGGACAUUCCUUAGCAUCUGGAACUUCUUUCUUUGAACUUAAGAAAUCAGUAAUUAAAUCUUGCUGGAUUUUAUUUUUUGGCUGUCCAAGAAUGUGCUUAUUGCCAAUGAACUAAAGCUACUGAGUGUUUUUGGAUUUAUUACUAAUCUUCCAAUUUACUGAAGACAUCAAACCUAAUAAUUGAUAUUAAAAGCAACAGAAUAACCCAGAAAACCGGUUUAACAUUAUUUUCUAAAUGCAACAGCUUUCAGGCAUGCACAUAGAAAUGUAUGGUAUGUUAAGGAUCUGGUAAAAUUGCAAAGAUAGACCACUGAGUAACAGUCCUCAGUCUGCCAUAGGUUUCUGCAUAGAGUCAAUUUAGAGUUCUGGCAAGAUAACCUGCCCCAGCCAACUGAAUAGGGUUAGUAGUGCAGGGAGAGAGUGAAAGGGAUAUUAGAAGCUAAUGGCUUUUUGCUCUGUAAUACCUCAUGCCUACAGAUUGCUUAAACCCCACCAACUGUUGAACAGAAUACAACCUAAAGGUUCUUCGGCUUGCUUUCUAUUUCCAAAUAAUCACUCCUCCCACCAGAGCUUUGAGAAAAGAAAUAAUUAUUAUACUGUAGUGAAAUAAUCUUUUUUUUUUAAAUGAUCUAAAUAUGGACUGCAUGUUGAUGGCCAACCAUGGGAUAACAGUAGUAACAUGUCGGAAGGCAGAACUACAAGUAUUCUGAAUGGCCAUGCUGUCCUCAGGUAGCACUAUAACAUUGAAGUAAGACCUGCCCAUCAUAAGCUCUCCAACAUUCAGCUACUGCACAGGAAAUGCAGGAGGGGAAGCUUAUCUAUAAUGUAGAGAGCAAAGUCUUUUGCUAGUUGUGUUGCUAUUUGUAGCUGGCUUUGUGAGAAUGUAUGCAAUGUUACAUUGGAUGAUCUAUUUAAUGAAAUUUAAUAAUGCAGAACAGUUUCUGCCGAUGCACAAUUCUAGUAACUUCACCAGUAUUAAGAACAGCCUUUCUUGAGCUUGUAUGAGCUUCCAGUAGUAUUUAUAAAACUUUUCUCUGUUCUUGCUUACCGUGUAGGGAGAGUAGUUCCAUUUUACGUUUGCACAGUAUGCAGUCUGUGAAAAACCAAGAUAUUAUUUUUCAGUAGUUCUUUGAGAAAUCACGUCCCACUAAGUACUUCUAGCACAUUAUCAAUACAAACUGUGUCAUGGUCGCUAGCUGCGGUGUUGCCAGUUUUUCACCUCGAAUGUAUUUUUGCCAAGAAGUCUAUGAAGCAGGCUCAAAGUGAUGCCUUUUCCAGGAUCUACUUGAAAGUAGUAUGGGUUACAGAGAGCUGGAAGAGAAAUCAUGCUUCUGAAUGUGCUUCCAUUGGCAACCAGAUGAAUCAAUAAUAAAGGAAAACACAGUUCAGAGGAUAGAAUAUGUACAGACAUAUAGAAACACCGGAUAGUUAUAUAAAGACCCUCUUUAUUUUACUGACAGAGAUGCAGUUCCGUAUCUACUGAAACGUUACCCAAGUAUUCAUACGGUAUACAGGAUUUCUGAGAAAGCUUUAGAACAUUUUGUUUAUUUAAAAAAAACGUUUGUUAUGAGCAGGCCAUAGAAUAAUAGCUUACAGCAAAAAAAGAUUGAGCUAUAACAAACUUCAUUUUCCUUUCUUUUUAACUGAAGCAAUUGAUCCAUAAUAAUAAUAAAUAAUAAUGUAAUAUACUUUGGUAUGUAGGGCUCUGCAUAGCAGAUUGUGUUUGCUAACAGCUACAUAGCAGAGGAAUGCCCAAUGCUGUAAAAAUCCCAGUUUUCAGAACUUCUCUCUUAAUAUAUUUGUUGCUUUAGUAGUUGGAAAUUUAUCUCACCAGUAAAAAUGCUGAACCAUCCACAAGUGGGGUUGAGGAGAGAGAGAGUGAUGUUCACUAUUAUUUUAAAAAGAUGAAAAGGAAAUUGUUUUGAACGUACCGAAAGGCUCCUCAAAAAUCUAAUAUUGAUAGUGUAUCAUCCUCAGCAAAUAAUUUUUUGGAGUGUCUCUUACAAGAAUGUAUGUGUGGAAGACUACAAAAAAAAAAAAGAAAGAAAGAAAGAAAGAAAUUGAACAUUUUUCUUCCUGUUUGCUUCUUUUGUAUCUUGUUUGUUUGCUUUGAAGGCCUCAAAUGUUACCCAUUUCUUUUGCGGCAAUGGUUUACUAAUGUGAAAUAUCAAAAUGUUUUUACAUGUACAUAGUUUCAUUUCUUCCUCCCUUUUUCAUGGCUAAGCCACCUGAUGAAGGUAUUUACCAUUUUAUAAAUAGAAUAAAAUGUAAAGCAGGAAUUAAUUUUGUGGGUGGGAAGGGCUGUUAUUUUUAUAGCAAGAUGUUCCUUGUACUUAUUAGCAUUUUAAAAUAAUUUUGUACUUGUCAAACUGUACAUUCCAUCCAUUUCUCAAAAAUAUUUUUUAUUUAAAGUACUUUGAAAACACAAAAACAUUUAAUAAAGUUUCAUCAAUAAAGACAAAAAUAUUUGGAUUACAGUAAUAGCUCCAAAGUUCUCUCCUGCUGUAUCAUAUAGACUACAUUCUAUACCAGCAAAUGCCAAUUAAAAAAAUAGAAAAAUUCGUUUUAAAUAGUGGCAACUAAAUUAUUUCUAAUUGCAUUUUUUUGAAAUUUCUGUUUUUCAACAAAAAAGUGAUUCUAUCUGCUGGAUUUGGAAUAUUUCCCAAUUUAUAUCCGAAUGAGGAGCCUGCUUUGACAAGACUCAUGCUGAGUUUUAUUCAGGUGUAAUGUUUGCUCUUCAGAAUUUUGCUCAGGAAAACCUUUGUUUUUCUGUUUAAAGCUGGAGUCAGCUCUGUCUAUGCUGAUUGCCAAGCAUUCUGUAAAGCCAUAAGGCCAUUUCCCUUUUCACUCAUCUAACAGUGAUAGCAUUAAUUUGUUGUUUAAAAAUUUAUAACUGUGCUCUAAAGCCAGUUUAAAAAUAGAGAAUGGAGAUCACAGACACACAUGAAUAUGGCACUGUAUACCAGACCUCUUCAGAAUUUUGGCUUAUUGGCAAACAAGCAUACUGGCUCCUACAAACUGUGGAAGAAAACAAACUGCAAAUCAAAAAGAAGCCAUGGUUUUGGCUUUCGAGCUUUCUCUCUACCUUGUUUUAGAGGACAAAACAGAAUCUCCAAAUGGAAUUACAUUAAACCUGCUGAUAUGUUAACAAUAUCUGCCCAGGCCCUAGAGCAGGGCUGUCAAACUCUUGGCUCACGGGCUGAAUGUAUCAUGCGCUGACCACGCCCAUGCCCAGUUUAGCAAAGGGGAAAAAAGUCCCGAUAUGUCACAUGAUGCCGCCAUGACGACGUGAAUUUGACACCCCUGCCCUAGAGGAAGAGCUAUCAGAAUGACCAGGGUCAGUGCUUAUGCCGACCAGUCUCUUGAUCAGUAGCAAGCCAAUAAUCUGAAAAAGUCAGGGAUGGCUAAAAUAAUCAGAAGAAAGAGUACCAUAAUCUGUUCUUGCCAUUCCAAACAUUUGAGGCAGGCUGGCCUUUCAGUCAUGCUAAUAUUGUGAAGUGUUGUAUAAACUGAUUGCAUUAAACAGAAAAAGCUAAAGUAAUGAAAUUGUUAGAACAGAUUGCUUGCUUUUGUUUUUAUUUUCAUGUGCUUUGGUUUUUUUUUGUUAAGUCUCUAAAAACAUACUAGUCUUUUAAGUUUUAGCUACUCUGUGUUUUUUUUUUUCCUGGUUUGACAGAGGAAAACAAUACAGCACACAGUAACAUAACAGUUAGUCUUCAACUUGAUUAGCAAAAUAGGAAGAUGGAAAUCAUCACAAUAAUAUUUGCAUAGGCAAUGGCUUUCUUUAUAAACCAAUCUUUGUUUGCUAUACAAUGUGGAGAGUAUGCCUAUGCAAAGCACCAGUGGUUUGUGAAGAAUUUGUUUUCCUACAAAAUUUAGUAAAGUGUUGCAAAUAUAUUUCAGUCACUAGUAUAUCUCCUGCUACUUUAUUUCUGUCUCUUUUUUAUAUCUCUCACCUUCCUUUCCAAUGCACUUUAUAUCACUUGGAGAAUGUGGGAGUCAGACACUAUCACUAAAGGGACUUGCCUAAAAUCAAGAGGCAGACACAUUGGUUUUUGUUUUUUCUUUAUUGUUGUCCUUUCUGUACUUUUCAGUUGAGACAGUGACUCAGCGAGGGUCAGGAGAAAUAUUGGAAAAGCAUUAUUCGGUAGAAAACAUGGCUAUUUUUGGUAUAUAGAAGAUUAUAAUGUAAAUAUGUGAUACUGUGUUAUUCUGUAUUAGUAAAAUAUUGCAACUGUAAAAGCUGAAGAAUUGUGAAUUCUAAGCAAUUUUAUUGCAAGGAUUUUUUUUAAUAAAAAAUAUCUGAGAAGUGU
Messenger RNA from Notechis scutatus (mainland tiger snake), 9579 nucleotides. RefSeq names its product ring finger protein 150 (gene RNF150). The record is from RefSeq and is a predicted model, not a curated record. Lineage: Eukaryota; Metazoa; Chordata; Lepidosauria; Squamata; Elapidae.